Molecule: messenger RNA, 2345 nt
Organism: Mobula hypostoma (lesser devil ray)
Lineage: Eukaryota; Metazoa; Chordata; Chondrichthyes; Myliobatiformes; Myliobatidae
Product: gastrula zinc finger protein XlCGF8.2DB-like
Exons: 2
Coding region: 1197-2162 (321 amino acids)
Biological process (GO): regulation of transcription by RNA polymerase II
Molecular function (GO): RNA polymerase II cis-regulatory region sequence-specific DNA binding; DNA-binding transcription factor activity, RNA polymerase II-specific
Source: RefSeq, a predicted model, not a curated record
GCCCAGUGGACACCCGGCUCUGGAGCAUCGGGAGUAGGUUUGAAACAUCAAAGAAUUUCUGAAUGGGUAUCUUGAAAACAAAAACAUCAGUUCUUCAGUGCAACAUCAGUUCUGCUGUCUUUGUCAACUCACCAGCAUUUGAAAACAAUCAGUCUCUGAAUGUAGAGGAGGAGAUGUUUGAGAAGACAGCACAGCAGUCACAGCAAGGAGAAUCCGAACACGUGUUCAGUGUAGGGGUGAGAUUUGCAUGAACCCACCUGGAGAUAAAGCUUCUAAUUGUCUUCAGAUUAUCAAAGGAGUGACCAGAUAUUCUCUUUGUAGCACCGAUAGAUCAGUUGUCAAUCCUUGGAGAUGAAGAUGUAUCUCAUCCCAGCUGGAUAUGUGUUUUGGGUCUGAAAGGAAACAUUCUGUUUUAACUCAGUGAAAUUCACUGGAACCGGGGUGCUGAGAACACACCAGCAUUUGUUCACCAGAGAUCAGUUCUUCAACUGCAAUGAUUUUACACGGGGUUCACUAUGACUAACAUCUGACUUGGUGAAUUGUCAGACAAUUGAUAUCAUUCACCUGCUCUCAGUGUGGGCAUGAAUUAUCUCACUCAGCCAACCUGCAGAUAUACCAGUGAGUUCACACUGGGGAGAGGCCAAUGAUCUGCUCUUUGGGAGAGGAUAUACUCAGUCAUCCAACCUGAAGAUACAUCAGCAAGUUCACACUAUAGUGAGGCGGUUCACCUGUUCUGCAGGAAGCAAUUGAUUCUGUCAUCCAAACUGAAGACUUCAGACUGGGGUGUCGGAGUUUGGAUUUCAGUUCAGACACGGUCUGUAAGGAGUUUGUACGUCUUUGCCGUGACCACAUGGUUUUCCUCCAGGUGCUCUAGUUUCCUCUCACAGUCCAAGGACAUAUCGGAUAAUAGGUUAAUUGGUCAUUGUAAAUUGUACUCUGACAGAGCUGGGUUAACAGGUGGAUUGCUGGAUGGAGCAGCUGAUUGGGCUGAAGAGGCCUGUUCCAUGCUGUAUCUCCAAAUAAAAUCAAAUAAAAUCCACACCAGUGAGAGGCCGUUCACCUGCUCCUUGUGAGAAGAGAUUGACUCACCAAGUCUACGUGCAGAUACAUAAACAGGUUCGAGAGAGAGAGAGAGAGAUAUUGAGAGAUUGUUCCACAGUUCAGUGUGUGGACAGGGAUUCAUUAAUACAUCCCACAUGAUGAGACAACAGCAAGUUCAAACUGGGGAGAGACCAUUCACCUGCUCUGAAUGCGGGAAGGGAUUUACUUGCCCAUCAAAACUGCUUUCACACCAGCGAGUUCACACCAGGGAGAGGCCGUUCACUUGCUCUGAAUGUGGGAAGGGAUUUACUGAGUCUUGUAAUUUACUGGUGCACCAACGAGUUCACACUGGGGAGAAACCAUAUACUUGUUCUGAAUGUGGGAAGGGAUUUACUCAGUCAUGUAACCUACUGACACACCAGCGAAUUCAUACUGGGGAGAGACCGUUCACUUGCUCCGAAUGUGGGAAAGGAUUUACUCUGCAAUCUCACUUAAGGACACACCAGCGACUUCACACUGGGGAGAGGCCGUUCACCUGCUCCGAAUGUGGAAAGGGAUUUACUCUGUCAUCUCACCUAUUGGCACACCAGCGAAUUCAUACUGGGGAGAGACCGUUCACCUGCUCUGAAUGUGGGAAAGGAUUUACUCUGCAAUCUCAGUUACGGACACACCAGCGACUUCACACUGGGGAGAGGCCGUUCACCUGCUCCGAAUGUGGAAAGGGAUUUACUCUGUCAUCUCACCUAUUGGCACACCAACGAAUUCAUACUGGGGAGAGACCAUUCAUUUGCUCUGAAUGUGGGAAAGGAUUUACUCUGCAAUCUCACUUAAGGACACACCAGCGAAUUCACACUGGGGAGAGGCCGUUCACCUGCUCUGAAUGUGGAAAGGGAUUUACCGGGUCAUCUAACCUAUUGGCACACCAGCGAAUUCACAGUGGUGAGAGACCAUUCACUUGCUCUGAAUGUGGGAAGGGAUUUACUCGGUCUUCUAACCUAUUGACACACCAGCGAAUUCACACUGGGGAGAGCCCGUUCACCUGCUCUGAAUGUGGGAAAAGAUUCACUCAAUCAGCCCACCUUGUGACGCACUACCGAGUUCACACUCGGGAAAGUGUUUAAAUAAGAAGCCUGCUGGAUAUUUAACCCUCACAGUUUCUGAAUCCAGAGACAAACUCAAAAGUGACUGUUGGUGUCAGACUGUAAUUAUUGCUGCUCUCAUCAAACCAAGUCUGCACCCUAGUGACUGGGAUGGGAGGUGUUUCUUAAUGCUAAUGUAAUGGGAAUGGAGUUUAAUAUUCUGGA